Messenger RNA from Ananas comosus (pineapple), 2774 nucleotides. Its product is annotated as phosphoinositide phosphatase SAC3-like. Gene Ontology annotation, molecular function: phosphatidylinositol-3,5-bisphosphate 5-phosphatase activity. The record is from RefSeq and is a predicted model, not a curated record. Gene Ontology annotation, biological process: phosphatidylinositol dephosphorylation. NCBI's taxonomy places the organism in Eukaryota, Viridiplantae, Streptophyta, Magnoliopsida, Poales, Bromeliaceae. Gene Ontology annotation, cellular component: intracellular membrane-bounded organelle.
AAUUUUUAUUUGUUUGGAAGUGAUGAGAGCCGAACAUCUUGGAGAGUUCUUAAGAUUGAUAGGUCGGAGCCAUCAGAGCUCAACAUUCGAGAGGACUUCAGUACAUACACACAAUGUGAAUGUUUUGACCUGUUGAAACGGAUAGAUGAAGGAAAUAGGUCAACUGGUGGACUAAAAUUUGUUACAACCUGUUACGGCAUCAUUGGUUUUGUCAAGUUCUUGGGACCCUAUUAUAUGCUGCUUAUUACUGAAAGAAAGCAAAUUGGGGCUAUAUGUGGUCAUGCUGUAUAUAAGAUCACCAAAACUGAUAUGAUUAUGCUUCCAAAUUCCUGCAUGCAGUCCAAUCUAGUCAAUAAGGACGAGAACAGGUACAAGAAGCUCUUAUGCACCAUAGAUCUCACGAAGGACUUCUUUUUCAGCUAUUCAUACCACAUCAUGAGAAGCCUUCAGAAGAACUUACGUGAUAAACAGAAAGGACAGGCCUUAUAUGAAACUAUGUUUGUCUGGAAUGAAUUCCUAACACGAGGAAUUCGUAAUCACCUUAAGAAUACACUUUGGACUGUUGCAUUAGUAUAUGGGUUUUUCAAGCAGGACACAUUUUCAAUAUCUGGGAGAGACUUUCUGUUGACACUUAUAGCUAGACGCUCAAGGCAUUAUGCUGGAACCAGGUAUCUAAAGCGAGGUGUUAAUGAGAAGGGUAGGGUAGCAAAUGAUGUUGAGACAGAACAGAUUGUAUCUGAAGAAAUUCCUGGUGUUACUUCCACACAGAUAAGUUCUGUUGUGCAGAACAGGGGUUCCAUUCCGCUUUUCUGGUCACAAGAAACCUCAAAGUUGAAUAUUAAACCUGAUAUAAUAUUACAUCACAAGGAUAAGAAUUUUGAGGCUACCAGGCUCCAUUUUGAGAACCUUGUUAAUAGAUAUGGAAAUCCUAUUAUUAUUCUUAACCUGAUUAAGAGGCAUGAGAAAAGACCUAGAGAAUCUCUACUCCAUAGAGAGUUUGACAGGGCAAUCAAGUUCUUAAAUAAUAGUCUAACGGAGGAGAACCAUUUGAGAUUCUUACAUUGGGAUCUCAACAAAAAUUCUCGGAACAAAGCCAAAAACGUGCUUACUGUACUGGUGAAAGUAGCGUUACAAGCCAUAAGUUUAACAGGCUUCUUCUAUUGUCAAGUGAUACCAACACCAAGGCCUGAUGGUGCCCCUAUUUUGAAUGUUCUUUCGAAGGAUAAUGUUGGCCACUAUUCAUCUGAUAACAACAGCAAUAGUGAUAAUACAGAUGAUGUUGAUACGUUGUGUGAUGGAUCCCAAGAAGAUGUCUCUUUAAGCUCUGACGUAUCUGGUCACGCAAUCGCAGAGGAUAAAGUCGAAAAUAGUGAAAUUUGCAUUGUCAAACCAGCAAAGUUCCAAAAUGGUGUUGUGCGCACGAAUUGCAUAGAUUGCUUGGACCGUACUAAUGUUGCACAAUAUGCUUACGGUUUAGCUGCUCUUGGACAUCAACUUCAUGCAUUGGAUAUUAUAGCUGUCCCUGAGAUUGAUUUAGAUGACCCUUUGGCUAAAUAUCUAAUGUGCUUUUACGAGAGAAUGGGUGACACUCUUGCUCAACAGUAUGGUGGCUCUGCUGCUCACAACAAGAUAUUCUCUGAGAGAAGAGGUCACUUGAAGUUGGCAAUUCAGUCUCAGGAGUUCUUUAGAACACUUCAAAGAUACUAUAGCAAUGCCUAUAUGGAUGCUAAUAAACAGGCUGCUAUAAACCUAUUCCUGGGCUACUUCCAACCUCAAGAGGGUAAACCAGCCAUUUGGGAGUUAGACUCUGAUCAGCAUUGCAACCUAGGAUAUGAUCACCAUUUCCCUUACAAAACUUCAAGGUCAUUCAUCAAAAGGUCUCUAUCAGAUGGCAACAUUCUUCGCGAAAGCAGUUCACCUUUGUCCAGCUGUGAUGCUCGUGUAAAUGGAGCCCUAAACAAAGCACUCUCUGAUUCAAUAGAAGAGACUUCAAAUGGCAUGAACAAAGUAUCAUACUCAAGGACCACUCCCACAAUACCUCUUAAGCAGCUUCUUAUAAAUGGGGAAUAUACUUUUUACUAUGAACCUGGAGAUUCAAACUUUCUGAACCUUGAUUCACUGUACUCUUCUGGAUGGGAGGAAGAAACAUAUGAAAGGUCUACGGCCGCAAGCACACCAGUUGGGAAUCUUUCAUUGGAAAAUGUUAUCAAUGGCAUAGCAACUGAGACAAGUACACCUCCAAGUGUAACUGGCAUAAAGGGAAAACAGAGUGCGGAAAUACUAGAGUAUGAUGCUUCCCAACACUCUGCCAUGUUAAGCGAGUUCAAUGAGAGUUUUGUGAAUUGGGUCAUUCACGGUGAUACUCUCUGUCGGUAAUGCUGAUCCCUUCAUAUAUAUUCAUACAUUCCCUCUAUGACCCCAUCCCGUGGAUGUGUCGGGGCCGCAACAACAUGUACAAGUUAGCAUGAAGGGAGAGAGCCCUCCGCAGGUUAUCUGUUGUGAUAUGUCACUACUAUCUGCUUAUCCUUUUUGAGUCUGUGUACAAGUGCUGUUAAUUUUUGUUGCUCCUAUUUCUUUGCUCAUAGCUGGCUAAAUAGUAUGAGUACAUAAUAAAAUGAUUCUUUUUUUUUCUUUUUUUGGGUUUAAAAAAGAAACAAAUCUGUAUAAUUGUUUAUCGGAAGCUGGAAUUUCCCACUAUGUAAAUAUAUGUAACGAUGCUACGCUCUAUUGAGCUCCUUUCUCUUUUUAAUAUUUGUUUUCUUGCUCAGUUUUAA